CUCCGACCUCCACAACGAUGGCCUCCCAACCUCCCAAACUGAUAAUUGACGAAUUUAUAGGGACCGCGCUGUCAGCUACGCCCGCGGAACUUCAUCCGUUCUUUGAGUCGUUUAGGAAUUUGUAUACGCGCAAGCUAUGGCAUCAACUCACACAAAAGCUCUUCCAGUUCUUCGAUCACCCACUUGCGAGGCCGUAUAGGGUCGAUGUGUUUGAGCGGUUUGUGAGGGAUUUUGAAGGGAAGAUUAAUCAGUUGAAGUUGGUUGAGAUGGGUGUGAAGGUUUCGAAGGAUAUUGAUAACCCCCAAGUCCACCUAACAUUCCUAACAUCCCUCCUCUCCCGCAUCGACACCUCAAAAUCGCAAGAAGCCCAUGUUUUACUGCUCGCUACCAUCGCGCACGCCAAGCUGCUCUACGGAGAUGUUGAAGGCACGAAGACGGAUAUGGAUGAAGCGUGGAAGAUCCUUGAUUCGCUGGAGGGCGUGGAGAAUGCUGUUAAUGCGGCUUAUUAUGGCGUUGCGGCUGAUUAUUAUAAGGCAAAAGCGGACUACGCGCCGUAUUACAAACACUCGCUUCUUUACCUUGCUUGUGUGGAUCCGGAGAAAGAUUUGUCGGCUGAGGAAAGGCUGGGGAGGGCACAUGAUUUGGGGAUAUCGGCUUUUCUUGGGGAUACGAUUUAUAAUUUUGGUGAAUUGUUGAUGCACCCCAUUCUGGAUGCGUUGAACGGCACACAACAUGAAUGGAUCAAGAAACUUUUGUUCACGUUUAAUGAGGGGAAUAUUGGAAAGUUUGAGGCGCUUGCUCCGCUAUUCCCCAAGGAGCCAAUCCUCCAAGAAAACUAUGCCUUUCUCCAGCAGAAGAUUUGUCUGAUGGCGCUUAUUGAGUCAGUGUUCAAGAGGAACGCGGAUAAUCGGACGAUGAGUUUCCAGACUAUCGCGGAGGAGACGAGGCUGCCUGUGGAUGAGGUCGAGCAUCUUGUUAUGAAGGCGCUGAGCCUGAAACUUAUCCGUGGAUCUCUGGAUCAGGUCGAUCAAAAGGCGCAGAUAACCUGGGUACAGCCGCGCGUUCUUUCGCGGGAGCAGAUUGGGGGGCUCGCGAAGAGGCUGGAGAAGUGGGUUGAUAAAUUGAAUACGGUUGAGCAGAGAAUUGCGCCUGAGGUGUUGGUUACUGCUUAAAUUUGGAUGAUGUGUAUUAUAAAGUAGUAAUUGUUACAAGCCUUCCUUGAC
This is a messenger RNA of Laccaria bicolor S238N-H82, 1223 nucleotides long. RefSeq lists its product as uncharacterized. The coding region runs from base 18 to 1172 and encodes 384 amino acids. The record is from RefSeq and is a predicted model, not a curated record. Gene Ontology annotation, biological process: ubiquitin-dependent protein catabolic process. The transcript is spliced from 7 exons. Gene Ontology annotation, cellular component: cytosol; proteasome regulatory particle, lid subcomplex; nucleus. NCBI's taxonomy places the organism in Eukaryota, Fungi, Basidiomycota, Agaricomycetes, Agaricales, Hydnangiaceae. Gene Ontology annotation, molecular function: structural molecule activity.